Sorghum bicolor (sorghum) is the source of this 2587-nucleotide messenger RNA. Its product is annotated as probable tyrosine-protein phosphatase At1g05000. Gene Ontology annotation, molecular function: phosphatase activity. Gene Ontology annotation, biological process: protein dephosphorylation. Bases 242 to 790 code for a protein of 182 amino acids. Lineage: Eukaryota; Viridiplantae; Streptophyta; Magnoliopsida; Poales; Poaceae. The record is from RefSeq and is a predicted model, not a curated record. The transcript is spliced from 3 exons. Gene Ontology annotation, cellular component: cytoplasm.
UUUUUUUGGAAAAUCAUUUCACAGGGAAAGGGAAUGACAACUGAACCCGGUCGCCCCUUUCGGCCUUUCCUUUACCGGGAUUCAUGCGUCCGAAGAACAACCGAUCAAAAAAUCCCUCUCGGACCUCGAGCUCCGCGCCGCAAUCCAGUUGAGAAGCUUAGAGCAACUCCACCACCAGAUUGAGAAACUUGACCCUCCACGCGUGCUAUCGGAUUUGGAUUUGUAUAUCCUCCGCCGAGGUAUGAGACAGGAGGCGGCAAACAGCAUAGUGGUGACCCAGGAGGACGCCCUGCACCACCGCGAGGAGCUGCAGCCGCCCCCCUGCCGCCAGGACGAUCCGCCAGCACCGGCUGCGUCGCUCUCAUGGCCGUCGUCACUGUCGGAGGGCGAGCCGGCGUCCGCGGCAGCGGGGGAGGAGCUGUUGUUGGUACCACCACUCAACUUCGCCAUGGUGGACCACGGCGUGUACCGCUCCGGAUUCCCGGACGUCUCCAAUCUUCCGUUCCUUGAGACCCUCCGACUCCGCUCCGUCCUGUGUCUGUGCCCGGAGCCGUAUCCGGAGGCGAACCUGGAGUUCCUCCGUGCCCACGGGAUCAAGCUCUUCCAGUUUGGAAUCGACGGCUCCAAGAGUAGCUGUCAACACAGAAUGGCUGUCACACUCAUGGCUUUGAUGCUGGCAGUGGCUAAUGUUCGCCAAAUCUUCCCUCUUGUACUUCAUAUAGUGCCUUCUAAGCACAAUUUAUUAAAAGAUAUAGACAUAUGUCUUGUCCAAACUGAGCUUCUGUCCUGACCAGCACUUUUGCCUGAAACCAUCUAUCCAUUAAGUUUCGCAUCGAAUAAAAUCUUGUUGAUAUAUUUGGUUUAGUUAGUGGGAUUUGCUAGACCACACUUUGUCACAUGCUCUUGUGGGAUAAAUGAAUAAUUUUCCUUGUAAAUACAGCAAAAGAAAUAAAAAACAACACAUGUGCAAACAAGAUACUAUGCCAUACAUAGGCCUAGUUUAGAAACUCCAACCCCCUCGGGAUCUCAGACUUUUCCGGACAUGCCAUUCUAAUGAGCCGCUUAAUUCUCCAGAGGGGCCUUUGCAUCCCUGAUUUUGCCUCACCCUUACUUCCAAACUAGGCCUUAUUCAAUUUGAGAAUAUAUUUAUGUCCAAAGCGUCUUGAUUUUUGCUAAAAUGUAGUGGUUAGAUGUGUAAAAUUUACACUGGGGUAUUUUAAAUACUGUGUACAAAUCCAUUUUAGUCACCUGAUCUGUCGCAACAAUCAUUGUAAACCCCAUUUCCUGAGAAUUCAUCUACCUCCUGUCCAAAUAAUAAAAGAACUGCCGCAUAUGACUCCUUUGGUUCUCUCCAAUUCAGGGAAUGCACCAAGAACCCUAAGGUUUGAGAAGUAUGUGGGCAUGGUGUACUUUGCGAUUUUUUAUUUUUGCUACUGUCUACAGUUGUGGAUUCACCAAGAAACCAUGAAAGUAUAGGUUUAAAACUUAAGAUGCUUGGACAAGAAUGGUUUUCUAUGUUUAGAACAUUAUUGAUUCCCAAUCUGAUUAUUGCAAGCAGAAGUGAUGUUAUUUUAUUAUGAAUUCUUUUUCAAUUUUACGCUUGGAGUUUUCUAACAUAACAACAAAAAUAUCAUAGCACCUUCCUCUCAUCCGUAUAUUGGAGAUAUUUAUUAUGAUUUUGUAUUGCCCAAGACAUUGCAUCGGAGAUUUGUGUAUUUUUGUUGGUUAGUGCAAUGGGGAUUAAACCCUUUGUUGCAACAUACUCCUUCCGUCCCAAAAUAAGUGCCCUUCUCAUUUUCCGAGGUGUCAAACACUUUUAACUUCGAGUAAAUAUAUAUGAGAAAAUAUCAAUAGAAAUAUUAAUAUUUAUAGUACAUAAUUAGUAUCAUUAGAUAGAUUGUUGAAUCUGUUUUCAUAGUAAUGCUAAUGUUUUUCUACAAACCUAAUCAAACUUUUCUUAUGUUAACUUUGAAAGUACAUAAGUUUUCAAGUAUAUUUUUCCUGCUCUUCUGCAAAGUGAAUUGAAAGGCAAGGAAGGUGGACAUCUGCUUCCAGAAGAACUAGGACUAGUUUGUUUAUUUGUGCUAUAUCUCGGGAGAAACAUGUUCUAUGGCUUGCAUUUGGCAGUGUGGUUAUUUCGAAAUCUGGUUUCAAAAGUUGGAAUUAUUUCUAUCAUGACAAAAAGAUAGGAAGCAGUCUUAGCUGGCACCUAGCAUUGCCUGAAGACUGCUGUCUUAGCUGGCACGUAGCGUUACCUGACCGUGGUUAAUUAAGCACUAAUGAUCUUAGUUUGAGAUUGCCUAAAUCUUUGUAGGACAUAUUAAGCAAGCUCUUGUGGUGGCAACUGUUAUUAGUAUUGUUUAAUACAAGAGUUUUAAGUGUCAAAAUUGGAAUAAUAUCAGAAUUGGGCUUUUGAAGUGUUUCUAUGUAUUAUGAUGAUGGCAGUGUAAAAUGAUACCUUUGUAGUUUUACUUUUGGUUAAUAUCAUGUAAUUGAUCAUUAUUUGCUUGUAUCAUAACAUCAUGUUGUUAGUUAAUUUUGCCUUGUUUUUCACGAAAUGGCACCUUUCUCAUAUCCUAUAGCUUAG